AUAGCUGCAACUGCAUAAAUUCUCAAUUGGUUUCAGUGGCUUAUUGACGAUCGAGCUGUAGAGCGUAAUUUGUAAAUGCAUGAGUAAUAUGUUUCUUAUUGACUUUAAAAUCACUUUAAACCUUAGAUAAAAUUGAGAGCUUCUUCUGCAUCAAUGAAGUAGGGUAUCAAUAAAGUAACCUAUUAUGACAUUAAGUUUUAUCAGUCAUCAGUACAAUUUGUAAGAGGUUAAGAAAUCGUAUUAUAAACAUGGCUGAUCGUUUGACACAACUGCAGGACACCAUAAAUCAGCAAGCAGAACAUUUCUGCAACAGUGUUGGAAUUCUACAGCAAUAUUCCACACCGAGUAAAUUUCCUGGCUUUGAUCGUAUAGGAACACCACAGCCCCAUCAGACCCAAGAAGAUUAUGCUGCACUGUUUGCAACGCUGAUAGCAAGAUGUGCCAAAGACAUCGAUACAUUGAUAGAAAGCCUUCCAAGUGAAGAAUCCUCACAAGAACUCCAAGUAGCCAGUUUGAGUCGUCUUGAACAAGAAAAUCAAGAAGCUGGAGAACAACUAGAAGAAAUUGUAAGACAAGGUGAAGCACUGCUACAGAGAAUCCAAGCAGCACUGCAAGAUAUUGCUCAGAGCCAAUUAGAUAUGCAGAAUCCUACAGCAACAGCAAUAAUUAAUACAAAUUUAAAUCCUAUAACCAAUUUCAAACAAGAACCCCUAAGUUCCAUGAAUAACGUGCCUUCCACAAAUUCUCAUCAACUCCCUGAUCCAUCACCAAAUUCCAAUCAAUAAUCAAUUUCAAUUCAGUAAUAAGCAUCCUGUAUAAAACUUAAUUCUUAAAUAAACAAGAUUUUUUCCUGAA
This is a messenger RNA of Cephus cinctus (wheat stem sawfly), 855 nucleotides long. It is a transcript of the gene MED21, whose product is annotated as mediator of RNA polymerase II transcription subunit 21. Gene Ontology annotation, molecular function: transcription coregulator activity. Gene Ontology annotation, cellular component: mediator complex. The transcript is spliced from 3 exons. The record is from RefSeq and is a predicted model, not a curated record. Gene Ontology annotation, biological process: regulation of transcription by RNA polymerase II. Lineage: Eukaryota; Metazoa; Arthropoda; Insecta; Hymenoptera; Cephidae. The coding region runs from base 249 to 785 and encodes 178 amino acids.